AUCGAAGUCUACGACAGCGGCGCGACCCGCCACAUCUCCCCAUACCGCGACACGUUCAUCUCAUUCACCGAACUCGACCCGCCGCUCCCAAUCAACACCGCCGACGGCCACUCGUUCUCGGCUGUCGGCGAAGGCAGUGUACGUGUGGAGGUCCCGAACGGCGACAGUCAGACUGCCGUCACGCUC
Trametes versicolor FP-101664 SS1 is the source of this 186-nucleotide messenger RNA. RefSeq lists its product as uncharacterized. The record is from RefSeq and is a predicted model, not a curated record. The annotation marks the transcript as partial. The transcript has a single exon. Lineage: Eukaryota; Fungi; Basidiomycota; Agaricomycetes; Polyporales; Polyporaceae.